GAGCAGCUCCUGGGCUUCACUCUUCCGCUUCCCUUCCUCACUCUCUCUCUCCUGCUGGUGUGGACGGUGCUCCCUCUCUCCAGAGCGUGUGUGUGUCAGAUUCCGGCGGAUUGCUCUGGGAUUAGCGUUAGUGCGUGCUUCGCUGGUGAACAGGUGGAUUAUAACGCUGGACUGAGAGGACCGAGUGCUGGAGGAGAGCUGGACCAGGCAGCGGUCAGACUGCAGCGUGUACGUGUGUGUCUGUCCAGUGAUGACUUUACAUAGAAUUAUUAGAACAGAACUGAAUAUGUGACAAUAAUAGAAUAAUUGCUGCUGUUAUAAAAAUGAAAAUGAUUUAUAAUUAUGCUGGUUAUGCAAAUUUUACACACUAAUUAUGCUAAUGUAAAUGCUAAUGGUCAUCAAUGACACCGUCCAGCAAAACUGAGUGUCUCCGAUAGAGUGAUUAGAUGUGUAUGUGCGUGUGUGUGCCCUCUGAAGCCUGCCGGCGGACUGUACGUUUGUGUGUGUUGAGUGGAAGAUGCCGGCCAUCCUGCUGGUCAGUAAGAUGAAGUCUGGACUGCCGAAGCCAGCGCACAGCGCUGCCCCCAAAACGCACAUUCCCACCCGCGCGGUGGCCCCCCAGCCUAACAUCGCACACACACUGACCACCAGCCUCAAACAUGACCAGUCCAGUGGAAUUAAACCCCAACUGACCACCAGUCAGAAGACUGACCAGACCAGCUCCCUCAAAACCUCUUUGACCAACAGCCUGAAGGAUGACCACCCCAGUGGUCUGAAGCCCCCUCAGCUUAGCGCCGUCCUGCUGACUCCAGCCAGACCUGCAGAUGGAGCUGCUGACCCUCAGAUCUAUACGGACUGGGCGAAUCAUUACUUGGCAAAAUCAGGGCACAAGCGGCUGAUUAAGGACCUGCAGCAGGAUGUCAGUGAUGGAGUUCUGCUGGCGGAAAUCAUCCAAGUUGUAGCCAAUGAAAAGAUUGAAGACAUCAAUGGCUGUCCGAAGAGCCGCUCUCAGAUGAUUGAGAAUAUUGAUACCUGUCUAGCGUUUCUGGCAGCUAAAGGUGUGAACAUACAGGGGCUGUCUGCUGAAGAGAUCAGGAAUGGUAAUCUGAAGGCAAUUUUGGGGCUUUUCUUCAGUUUGUCUCGCUACAAACAGCAGCAGCAGCAGCAGAGACAGCAGCCUGUGACACACACACACCAUACACACUCACACAGCGCUCAGAGCAGCACAAACUCCGCCCCCCCGCAUGGGACACACACACACCGAGCGCAGGCAGAGAUGCAGUCCAGGGGUGCCUCUGAGAGCAAACUUCUCAAGUUUUCCAUUGGCCAGAAAAAGUCAUCUAGACUCCCUGGCCCUACCGCCCGGGUGUGUGUUGUGGGCAGUGAGGGGUCCCCCCGGGGGUCCGUCAGUUCAGCAGGGAACCGUCGGAGUCAGGCCUUCAGCAGCGAGAAGAACGGCAAAACUGCAGCUCCUCAGCCCAAAGAAUUUUCGGACGGCGUCUCCUCCCAUCCUCCAGGCAUGACCGAGCAUGCACCGUCAUCCCUGGCAACCGUCAGCACCUCCAUUCUCACCAGCACUGUGGCAUCUUCCUCCUCCUCCUCCUCCUCCUCAUCUUCUGGCUCUGCCAUCCCUCAGCCCAACUCGAGCAGCAAACCCUGGAGGAGCAAAUCAACGAGCACCAAGCACACAUCUACCUCCACCGUUCUUUUGGCUAAGCAGGAAGCUCCGGCUAAGCAGCCAGCACCCGCAGAACCCCCUCCGAAAGCCCUGCCACAGAGGUCCAUGCUGGAGAAGCUGAAGCUCUUCAACAGUAAAGGAGGCUCCAAGUCCUCAGCGCAGCCAGAGGCCACUGUGGUGCCUCCAGCUGUGGGGAAAGACCCAGCUGUGGUGCUGGAGAGAGUAGAGGCCGGUGCCAACACCGAGCCUCUGGAGGAGGCUGAGGGCAAUGCGAGGCCUGCUAACGGAUUGACUAGCAGCAGCCCAAAAAUCGCCCUGAAGGGCAUCGCGCAGCGGACUUUUAGCAGAGCGCUAACGGCUAAGAAAGCCUCGACGAAAAAUGUGGAGAAGGAGAAAGAGAAGGAGAGAGCAAAGGAGAAGGAGAAAGAGAAGGAGCGUGGAAAAGAGGGGUCCAAGCACCAAGUGACCUCUGAGAAGGUGGAGUUUAAAGAGGAGGAAAUGACCGGAGCAUCAGAAGUGACAGAGGCGGAGCCUAAAAGAACCUCUAAAAUUGCUAGCUUUAUUCCUAAAGGGGGCAAAGUCAACGCCAAGAAGGAUAACUCCGCCCCCGCCCACAGCGGCAUCCCUAAACCUGGUGGUAAAAGUUCCACGGGUGGAAAAGGCUCAGGAGCGGCCCUCGGCGGCAAAGACAACGAGAGGCCGCGUAGCAUGCGGCUAGGUGGAGGGGUCGGUCUCCAUAGAGACAGCCGCCACUCCUCCUCCUCCUCCAGCCUCGCUUCCACCGAGGGUAAAACCCACCAGACCAACAGCGCCGCCCAGGUGGGUAAUGGAGGUACUACACAGUCCACAGCCAGCAACACAGUCAGUGUGCAGCUGCCUCAGCCUCAGCAACAGUACAGCCACCCAAACACAGCCACGGUGGCGCCGUUCAUGUACAGGUCCCAGAUGGAAGGAGAUGACAAUAUUACCACGGAAACAGGCUCCGGAGGACACACUGGAGACACCGGCAGCUUCAGCAAGACCAACCAGACGUCCAUCGAAGACCUGUCAGGUGAAGACCCUGAGACCAGGAGGCUGAGAACGGUUAAAAACAUUGCAGAUCUCCGGCAGAAUCUGGAAGAAACCAUGUCCAGUUUGCGAGGGACUCAGAUCACACACAGCACUCUGGAAACAACCUUUGACAGUGGGGUCACAACAGAGCUAAGUGGCCGCAGCCUGCUGUCCCUGUCAUCUCGUCCAGUUCCGCUGGCCUGGGCCAGCCGAGUCGGUCAGUCCAGUCCGAGGCUGCAGGCUGGCGAUGCUCCCUCCCUGGGGAAUGGUUACCCUGGUCGUGGGGGUGCAGGGCCGGCUCAGGGGCGGUACCUUUACCCCACCCCCUUGCGCAGACAGCUUGCGGCACGCGGCAGCGCCCUCUGUGGGCUGGAUCUGGGAGAGCGGGGAGAGGAGCUGGAGCUGGAUGUUAGCGGCUACGUUAGCGAUGGAGACGUGCUGGCUAAGAACGCCCGCUCUGAUGAGAUUACCAGUGGCUACAUGACGGAUGGGGGGUUGAGUCUGUACACUCGGCGGUUGAACCGUUUGCCGGACGGCAUGGCCGUGGUGAGGGAAACGCUGCAGAGGAACGCGUCCACCGGCCAAGGAGACGCAGACAGUUGGGAUGACAGCAGUUCAGUCAGCAGUGGAAUCAGUGAUACAAUCGACACUGAUGACAUCAACACCAGCUCCUCCAUCAGCUCCUACGCCAACACACCUGCAGCUCCACGCAAACACCUCAACGGCCAGUCUAAAACUGACACAGAGAAACACUCGUCGGUCGAACGUAACUCCACCUGGUCGGGCGACGAGGUCAAAAGGUCAGACGGCGGCUCGGACAGCGGAGUGAAGAUGGAGUCCAGCUCAAAGUGGCGCCGGAACCCUUCAGACGUGUCAGACGAGUCGGAUAAGGGCGGCUCCGGGAGGAAGGGCAUGUCCAUCUCACAGACCGGCUCCUGGAGGAGGGGCAUGAGCGCACAGGUGGGCGUGACCACGCCCAGGACGAAAAGUACUGCUGUUACCACGGGAACGGGAAUACUGAAAACACACGGGACAGCUAAAACAGAUGAUGCUAAAGUCUCAGAGAAAGGCCGUCUGUCUCCACGGCCCAAUGGAGCCAAUUGUAAUCCCUCAGAUGCAGGCCGGAAUGGCUCUGACUCCACCUCCUCUACCCUCUCUGACUCCGCCCCUUCUACCCGCUCUGACUCCGCCCCCUCAUCGUCCACCCGUGCGCCCACCAGCGGCAGCUCCUUCGGCUUCAAGAAACCGUGCUCAUCUGGGCCAGUUCCCGUCACCGCAGUAACUACCUCUGGCAUCGCCAUGGUGACAGCCAGCGGGGCGACCAUCACCAGCGGCUCAGCCACCCUGGGAAAGAUCCCCAAAUCUGCCGCUCUGGUGGUGGGGGCAGGCAGAGAGAGGUCUGGCCUGAAGGGGGCGCCAGAGGGCACUCUGGUAACCCAAGAAGAUGGAUACUUAGUUGCCAGGUCAACGCUGCAGUACCGCAGCCUCCCUCGGCCGUCACGCUCCGGUUCUGCCGCUCGCCAUGGCAACCGCUCCUCCACCAGCAGCAUCGAAUCAGGACUGUGCACCCGAGCCCCUGCCCUAGUCGCCGUCACAGGCAAUAAGACUCGAGAACCCACACCGAAGACCAACGGGAGCUUAACACCUGCCAACCAGACGGACAAGGAGAAGGGCGGAGCUUCAGAGAUGGACAGCCUGAGGGCCAGUCCGAUUGCGUCGAGCGGGGGGGCGGCGACUAUUCCACAGACGGCGAGACAGGGCAAAUACACAGAGGUGUCUUCACCUACACUGCGCAGACUCUUUGGUGGAAAGGCUAAGCAGGCCCCUGUGACCACAGCUGAGAGCCUGAAAAACUCUGUGGUCAUCUCCAACCCUCAUGCCACUCUCGGGCACCACACCCUGCCCUCUGGCGGGCUCCUGGACUCCAGCGGCGGCAGUGAGCAGGCUUCCAGUCCGGGGUCGGUGUACUCAGGGACGGGGACAUGGGGGACCACCAUUAGCAGCUCGUCCGCACUCGGCUACCCCUCCGUCAGCAGCAUGCACACCAGCAGCGAGUCCAUAGACAUGUCAGUGGGCAGCGGGCAUCACCGUGACGACGCUCACCCGGUGCUCACACGGACCGGCAGUGCCAAGACGGAGAGUCCCCUCUCCUCCCCCUCCGCUAGUCCAAAAUUCGGCCGCAACACCUUGCCUCGGAAACAGGACAGCGACUCCUACAGUGAUAGGAACACGCUGCCUAAAAAGGGCCUCAGGUACACCCCCUCAGCGCAGCUGCGGCAGGAGGAGGCUCGUGACUGGCUGCGCUCUCACUCCACCAGCGGCCUGCAGGACUCGGCCAGUAACUCUCCUUUCUCCACCUGCUCCAGCCUGACCUCGCCCUCCGGAACACGCUUCAACUUCACUCAGCUCGCCAGUCCCACCACAGCGGCGCAGAUAAACCUGGCCAGCCUGCGCAACAACAGCCUGACCAAUCAGGACAGUGUGCUGGACGUCUGCGGAGACACCCGUCUUCGGAACUCUUGCAUGUCUCUGGACGAGAAAACGCGAACCAUGAGCCGCUCCGCUUCGUUCAGAGAUGGAUUUGAGGAAGUUCACGGUUCCUCCCUCUCUUUGGUCUCCAGCACCUCCUCCAUCUACUCAACGACUGAAGAGAAAUCACAGUCAGAGAUCCGUAAGUUGCGCAGAGAGCUGGACGCGUCUCAGGAAAAAGUGUCCGCCCUGACGACCCAGCUGAGCGCUAAUGCCCACCUGGUGGCAGCGUUUGAGCAGAGCCUGGCUAACAUGACCAUCAGACUGAAGAGCCUCACCAUGACCGCAGAGCAGAAGGACUCUGAGCUGAACGAGCUGAGGAAGACCAUCGAGCUGCUGAAGAAGCAGAACGCUGUGGCUCAGGCUGCUAUUAACGGGGUCAUCAACACACCUGAACUCACCUGCAAAACUGAACGCACAGGUUCUAACGGCUCGGCCUGCAUGCAGCCAGACCUGCGUAUGCGCAGACAGCACUCCUCUGACAGCGUGUCCAGCGUCACCAGCGCAACCAGCCACUCUAGCAUGGGCUCCAACAUCGAGAACCCAGACAACAGCAGCAAGAAGAAGAAGAAGAACUGGGUGUAUGAGCUGCGGAGCUCCUUUAAGCAGGCCUUCACCAAAAAGAAAUCUCCAAAAUCAGCCUCCUCGCACUCGGACAUCGAGGAAAUGACCGACUCCCUGCCCUCCUCACCAAAACUGAUCCACAACGGCUCCACCGCGUCCACCAUAUCCACUCCGCUGCUCAGGAACUCGCACUCUAACUCACUGCUGCAGGACUGUUUGGAUGGAGAGGCUGAGACGGUGAUGCAGCUGCGCAGCGAGCUCCGGGAGAAGGAGAUGAAGCUGACGGACAUUCGGCUGGAGGCGCUAAGCUCUGCCCACCAGCUGGACCAACUGAGAGAGGCCAUGAACCACAUGCAGUCUGAAAUAGAGAAGCUAAAGGCAGAGAACGAUCGCCUGAAGAGCGAGAGCCAGACAAGCGGCCGAGCAUCAUCUCAGAGUUCGCUCUCCAACCCCCCUCACUCUCAGACACCCACAGCCGGCCUGUCACAGCACAGCCUCAACCUCACGGAGUCCACCAGCUUCGACAUGCUGCUGGACGAUGCUGGAGGUGACAGUUUCCGUAAAGAGGGCCGGCACGUGAAAAUUGUGGUCAGCUUGCAGGAAGACGCGCCAUGGAGAGAGGAGUGCAGGCCACGGGACUUCAUGAUUGGCUGUAUCGGAGUGAGCGGAAAAACCAAGUGGGAUGUUCUGGACGGAGUGGUCAGACGGCUUUUUAAAGAGUACAUCAGGCAUGUAGAUCCAGUCAGUCAGCUGGGACUAGGUUCAGACAGUGUGGAGGGAUAUCGCAUCGGGGACGUGCUGAGGCCCAGCGGAGCAGACACGCCAGAGCUGCUUCCCUGCGGCUACCUGGUGGGAGAGAACGACACAAUCAACAUCUCUCUGAAAGGUGUGCGCUCUCAGUGUGUAGACGCUCUGGUGUUUGAGACGUUGAUCCCUCGGCCGGUUCUGCAGCGGUACGUGUCUCUGCUGCUGGAGCACCGGCGCCUCAUCCUGUCAGGCCCAAGCGGAACAGGUAAAACACACCUGGCCCAGCGGCUCGCCGAACACAUCGUACUGCAUGAGGGACGCACGCCCAGCGACGACAACAUUGUCACAUUCAACGUAGACCACAAAUCCAGCAAGGAGUUGAGGCAGUAUUUAGCUGCGGUAGUGGAACAGUGUUCUGCAGGUCCAGACACUGAAGCUCCUCUGGUUCUAAUCCUCGAUAAUCUGCACCACGUCAGCUCUCUGGGGGAAAUAUUCAAUGGCCUGCUCAACUACAAAUACCAGCACUGUCCGUACAUCAUCGGCACUAUGAGUCAGGCCACAUCAUCGUCUCCAAACCUGCAGCUCCACCACAACUUCAGGUGGGUGCUGUGUGCGAACCACACAGAGCCAGUGAAGGGCUUUCUGGGUCGUUUCCUACGCAGAAAGUUGAUAGAGAUGGAGAUCAGCAGCCGGAGUCGGAGUCCGGAGCUGGUGAAGAUUAUCGAGUGGAUCCCGCGCGUCUGGCUCCAUCUCAACCGCUUUCUGGAAACACACAGCUCCUCGGACGUUACCAUCGGUCCUCGGCUGUUCCUGUCCUGCCCCAUGGUUGUGGACGGGUCGCGGGUUUGGUUCACUGACUUGUGGAACUACUCCAUCGUACCGUACCUGCUGGAGGCCGUCAGAGAAGGACUGCAGCUGUACGGACGCAGAGCACCAUGGGAAGACCCCGCCCGCUGGGUGAUGGAAACGUUUCCGUGGGGGUCGAGCCCCAUGCACCCUGAUUGGCCAGCUUUACUGCAGCUCCGCCCAGAGGAUGUGGGAUUCGAUGGAUAUUCCGCCUCAAGAGAAGGAGCCAGUAAACAAAACACUCAGAGCGACAGUGAUGCUGAUCCACUGAUGAACAUGCUGAUGCGGCUAAAGGAGGCGGCAAACUGCUCCAGCCCACAGAGUUACGACAGCGACUCCAACAGCAACGGUCACCACGACGACAUCCUCGACUCCUCGCUGGAGUCCACGCUGUGAAGCUCCGCUUUGCCUUCACAUUUCACUCAGCGCUGACGUCUCGGUGAAUGUUUUCCCCUCCAGCUCAGGCAGCUGCUUUCACAUUCAUCUCUCUGCAUGGGUGCUGGAAACCCGUCCAGAGAAAAGUGGCUCCAUCCUCCGAAAAAAUGGAAAAACGAACAAAAAACUGCACUACCCAUAAUUCAGCUCAUCUUCACCUCCACUCAUGAAGCACACAGAUUUUAAAACAGCACAAACAGCGAAAACACUGUUCCCAGAAGCAUUACCUCACAACUUCUUCUCUCAGCUUCUUUUUAUCCUGGACUUCCAAGGAGAAAAAAAUCUAAUUCCGGAAAGAAUUUAGCUUAGCUCUGCUACAGAGCGUAGCAAGAAGCUGGCUCAAACCUGAUUGUUUAUGCAUUUUAGUCUUCAUAAAUGCAUUAUUGUUCAUAAACAACAGUGUCAGAAACCACAAGUCUAUCACAGAUGCCGAACAAGUCCGCACGAUCUGCCUGUGCAAUGAUUUAGUCAUGCUGUUAGCACCAUGCUAAUAGUGGCUGCUAACAAGCUUGGAUUAUUUACCUGCUUUAGCCUCGUAGCUCCACUGCUAAAGCUCAAAAGACAAACCCCAGACAGCAAACGUGUCUCAGCUGAUUCUCCACAUUUGGAUGAAAGGGAGAUAAAUGUGCAAAUGUGGCAUUUUCUUCCUCAGAAUGAUCGUUUGUAGCAUCCAGAGCGAAACGUCUGCAGGGAAAGUGGUGCUAUGAAGGAUGAGAUGUGGGAACUACAUUCAGAAAAAAGGCCGGUGGACAGAUUACACACACAUAAACUCCACUACUGUGCCGCAGAGUUUGUUUAUUGUGAUGCUGGCCAUCGUCGCAAGAGCAAGACGUCCUGGACUGAUUUCUGAAGCCUGAUUUUGGACUAAACAAGACGUUCGGCCCGUGAAACAAGCUUUCUAUGUAAUUUUACGUCAACAAAACUGCCUUUUUGCUGUUCAAAAAUAACGUGUAAUGUAUUUUAAUGAUCUCGUAUCUAUCCUGGAUCCGCUUUUUCUUGCACCAGCGCCGAAUAAUUUACAUUUUCGUCAACCAGACUGGUCUCCGUUGCACACUUGUUCGCUGUAGCACUCCCGCAUUCACAUCACUCUGGCUGUUUUUUGUUUUUUUUGGUGCUGAAUCGACCCCGGUGCCUUAAAUCUGUUUUUUAACGUAAACCCAAAAGGCACUAUGUUUUUAUACUGAACUCUUCAUUGAACUGUAACAGGGCUCUGCUGUUUUUUCAGCCUGCCGGACUGAAACAGCCUUUAUAGCGGCUUUAUUAUGUUGUCAUAUCGAACAUUAAAUCGGUGGACAUUAAAGUCACCUUUUUUAACAUCGUAGACCUUAACAUUGGCACCACGGAGGCUGGAAAACAGUGACGUCGUUAGCACAACAACAGUCUGGAUGGGAAGACGUGGGGCUUUUUGGGGGGCUUGACCGAUACGAGCAUCACCAAUACCAAUUUUAAGGAGCUAAACCUUCUGAUUAAUGAUCAUAUCAGCUGAUAUUUUUAUAAGAUCAAACUUUAAACAGCUAAACCAGUGCUUUACUGAUUAAAACGAUUGCUAGUUUUCUUAAACUCCAACAUUAAAUUAACAAAACUGAUAAAAGCCUGUACAUAUUGUAGGCGGAGCUUCCCAGCAUUUCGUCGGUUUCUGUUAAUUAGCUCUUAUUGCAUCUCUUAACCUGGAAGUGGUCGAGUUUAAAGGUAGGUUUGAAUGCAUAUUUUUUGUUAUUUUAAACAAGACGAUGCUCAAAAAAUAAAGAACGAUGAGCUGUCUGUUCAUUGCAAUGUAAAACCAGCCAGUAAUGUAAAUAUCAGUGCCAAUAUCAAGCCAAUGUAAAUACACAGUAUAAAUAUCAACAGCAUUUUUCACCGGUAUUGAUGAACGAUAUAUCGGUUGGGCCCUUCUUUCUUGGUGCUUCGAGACGUAUUUGAUAUUGAAGGCACGCGGUGCUGAGAGCGAAAUGGUGGGACAUUUAUUUGGUUUAGUGAGUUUAUACCUCAUCGACCUCCAGGGCCUUUACUUUGGCCUUUGCGUUCAAAUGUGAAGGAUGGAAAAUUACUGUGUAACAGCCACUCAAUGCCAUAUCACUGCUGCUUUUGUAGAACUGUAAUUAUGAGAACAGGUACUGAAGAUUAAUACUGAAUAUGGAAAGUGGCUGCGUGAUUAUUUACUCGAUUACUAGCAGAUAUCAGGAGGCAGUUGUGAUUUUUUUUCAUUUUGAAUCCUCCCCAGGAUCGUUGCCUUGGUGCGUUUCCAAUAUUGUGGCCACAUCGCUUCCACUCUGUUUCAGCGUUUUUUGGGUGUUUAAAGUCAUUGAUCCUAUGCAACAUCAUCCUGGAUUUCAAACGGAAGCCAAAUACUGUAGCUAUCUAGACACUUUCAGCACUGCCAAUAUACAUAAACAUAUAAAUCUAUAUAUAUUGAAUGUACAGCGUGUACAUAGUCUGUGAAUAACUCUAGGAUAUGUGCCUAUGAUUUUUUUUUUCCUGAAUUAUGAUGAUUGCUAUAAGUCAUUGCAAGCACAGAUUCUGUACGUGUCGAGUUAAUCUCUGAAUGGAUCCGAGUCGUGUUAUUGAAUGUGUAUUUUGCUGUGUACAUAUAAUAACAUAUCUGAAUACGGCUGCAUUUUGAUGAAUACUCUUUUUACUACAUGUUUAUAACAGUGCGUGGAGAUGGGUAUUUUGUGUACAGUGUCUUUUUCAUCUAAGCAGGUGUCCAGAGUUCGCCGCUAAAAAUCUCUUGAUAGAUGACGACGAUGAAGAUGAUGGUGAUGAUGAUGCCUCUCAAGGAUAUACUGAUCACUGUACCAGUCUUAAAUUAUUUACAAUUCAAUAAA
Pygocentrus nattereri (red-bellied piranha) is the source of this 10674-nucleotide messenger RNA. It is a transcript of the gene nav2a, whose product is annotated as neuron navigator 2a. The coding region runs from base 518 to 7810 and encodes 2430 amino acids. The transcript has 40 exons. Lineage: Eukaryota; Metazoa; Chordata; Actinopteri; Characiformes; Serrasalmidae. The record is from RefSeq and is a predicted model, not a curated record. Gene Ontology annotation, molecular function: ATP hydrolysis activity; protein binding; ATP binding. Gene Ontology annotation, biological process: nervous system development; neurogenesis.